This is a messenger RNA of Hippocampus comes (tiger tail seahorse), 4728 nucleotides long. It is a transcript of the gene col13a1, whose product is annotated as collagen, type XIII, alpha 1. Bases 545 to 2512 code for a protein of 655 amino acids. Gene Ontology annotation, cellular component: extracellular matrix. The transcript has 40 exons. The record is from RefSeq and is a predicted model, not a curated record. NCBI's taxonomy places the organism in Eukaryota, Metazoa, Chordata, Actinopteri, Syngnathiformes, Syngnathidae.
AAAAUACCCCUCGCCAAGUGCGCACAUCAAAGGGGGUUACAGCGUUGCCACGAAUCCCGCCCCGGCUUUUAAGCGAAAGCCAGCCAUGGAGGAGGAGCGUGCAGUGUGUGCAAAAUGGGCUGCGGCAUCUGAGGGAAAGAGGAGAGAGACGCUGGUUCAAGUUUCAGUAAGGCGCACUGGCGGCAGACCUUGCGGCACACAUUGCGAUCACUUGAGAAGCGGAGCGACUAAUUUACGCGACGCGAGUGGAACUGAGAUGACAACCGGUCCGUCUCUUUGCGCCGACAACAUCAGGAGCAUCUCUGACCGAUGGGAAGCCACAAAAUGUAUUUCUUUCCAACAUUGAUAUAGUCGCACCGUGAGGUCAUUUGGCGUCAAUCUCAAUUAUUACAUUCAUUAGAAGGACAGGUUAAGAACUUGUGACAAAAGCCGUAUUUGUAUGCCAUCGAGAUUUUCAAUUGGUUCGCCUCAUACUGAUGAGUUGACUGAUUUUCAAGUGAAUUAAAAAAAAAAAAACAAAACAAAACAUUAUUUUAGAUCUACAAUGGAAACGGAGCAGAAAUGGACAGCCGCUGCGAAAAUGAGCACAAAGCUACAGAAGACCCCUUCCGAAAAGUUCAAGUGGGACAACUGGAGACAUUUUUCUUCCGUCACGAUUUGUAUUGCAUUAUCUCUGCUAAGUGUUGGAAUAUGCAUUGGAGUUUUUGUGUGGACAACGGCGUUGCAGUCAAGGAUAGCGAGUCUUGAGCAGCAACACCUCUCUGCCUGGAUGUUGUCCCUUGAGCAGGUGGAGCCCGUGAUUUUGAACAGAUUGGACCAAAUCCUGGACAAGAAAUUGGCAGCUCGAUUACCAAAGACGCGAGAAGUGAGGGAGGCUUCUUACAGCUGCUUGUGUCCGCCAGGACCUCCAGGUCCUCCUGGACGUGCAGGCUUCCCGGGUGACAAAGGAAGUAUGGGGAUUCCUGGAAGAAUGGGCUUUAAAGGACAAGCAGGGGCGAAGGGAGCUCCUGGAGAACCAGGUCUGUCAAUCAUUGGACCCAGAGGACCUCCUGGUCAGCCUGGAACAAGAGGAUUUCCAGGGUUUCCAGGUCCAAUUGGGCUGGAUGGCAAGCAUGGACAGAAUGGGCUCAAAGGUGACGUGGGUCAGCGUGGGCCAAAAGGACUCCCUGGAGAACCAGGACCUAAAGGAGAGAAGGGCGUCUGUGGAGACUACACACAUCGGAUGUUGCCUAUCACCGUGCGCAACAUGCCCUCAAUAAGCCCUCUAAUCCUAAAACGCCUCAAGCAGGGCGAGCCAGGCGCGCAGGGGCCCCCAGGACCACCAGGGCCUCCGGGUCUGCCAGGCAACCCAGGUCUGAAUGGUGCCAGCGGCUCACCGGGUAAGCCUGGUGAACCAGGAAAACCUGGAAAAGACCCAAGGCUCUUACAAGGACUGAAGGGAGAGCCAGGUUUACCAGGACAGAAGGGUGAUCGAGGUGAUGUUGGUCCAACAGGUCCCGAAGGCCCAAAGGGAGACGAAGGGAAGAGGGGUUUUGCAGCAGAAAAAGGGGAGAAGGGAGAACCAGGUCUCCCAGGCACCCCUGGGUCAAAGGGCCAGACCGGCACCCCUGGCAUCCCUGGCAAGAGGGGCUAUAGGGGAGAGAAGGGAGAGGCUAUUAUUUCCACACUUGGAAUUAAAGGAGAACCCGGAUCGCCAGGAGUGCCAGGCCUCAUGGGACCGAAGGGUGACAAGGGCGACAAGGGAAUCCAGGGAGAGGCAGGCCCUGAAGGCCCAGCUGGACCAAGAGGCCCUCCAGGUGCACCUGGCGAACCCGGAAAAGCUGAAAUCCACCAUAAUGAAAAUGAUAUUGGCAACAUACAUCUGAUGGGCCCGCCUGGAUUACCUGGACCUCCGGGGCCUCCAGGGUUCACUGGGGCAAAAGGUGAAGUUGGCCUCCCAGGUCCGCCAGGCCUUGAUGGAGACAAGGGAACAAAAGGCGAGACUGGUGAAGGGGGAAGGUCAGAGAUGCUCUAUGGUCCUCCAGGUCCCCCGGGGCCCUCAGGACCAGUUGGCCCAGCAGGAUCACAAGGACCUUCGGGGCCAAAGGGAGAGCCAGGCAUAGGCCUCAGGGGAGAAAAGGGAGCAACAGGUCAAAAAGGUGACAAGGGGGACAGAGGCCAUCUUGGACUGCCUGGGGCUCAUGGGUUAGACGGCAGACCCGGUCCAGUGGGUCUAAUAGGACCAGCAGGUGUAGCAGGGCCAGCAGGACCAAAGGGGGAGAGAGGUGAGAAUGGAGACGCUGGACAACCAGGACCAAUUGGUCCACAGGGCAUUCCUGGCUUUGUAGGACCACAAGGACUCAAAGGGAAUCGGGGAGAGAGGGGCAAGAAAGGCAACAGGGGGGCCAAAGGGGAUAAGGGAGACCAAGGAGCACCUGGAUUAGAUGCCCCAUGUCCGUUGGGAGAUGAUGGCCUACCUGUACCAGGCUGUUGGAACAAAGGUCAACACCCCUUCCAACUGGCUAAGAAGUAAGAACGCCAGCAAGUAUCCCAUAGGGGCAGAAGGGAGGAACCUGAAGGCCUUCAGAGAGAUCUUUUUGGAGCUUUGUACAACCUGGAGCUGCCGUGUCAACAUUUUACUGUGAGACUGGACACAGACACCCGAGUGACGUUUGAAGCGCCAGUAGCUGUCGCGAGCAAAAUGAUUUCGACCUGACACAUGUUUUAGAGGCCGUUGUUUGUUUGUUUUUAACCCUUUCGGGGACAGCGGUUACUACAGUGGACAGCUAAUCAUGUUAUCAGGUUGCAGGGUGCAUGAAAGGGUUAAAGGUUAUGGGGUAGCACAACUUUCAGUCACACAAAUAGAUAAAAAAAAAUGUAGCUGCUGAUGGAUAUCUUUAACUCUACGUGAUGGUCCUCUCACCAUCUCGUGAAAACAAGGCAUGAGCUACUGAGCACAUGCUCGUUAUGGUGUGCUGAACAGUUCACAGCAUAUACAUAGUAAGAUGCAUCAUAAGAACAGUGGAGAGCCUCAUGACGAUUCCUUUAGUGUUUUUCUGAUUCUCAUGCGAAAAAGCCCCUUUGAUGCAGCUAGAAGAUACAAUAUUCGGAAGAGUUGGUUCAACGGUAUACGUUUUGCAACCAGCUUCACAUCAUGGCUGGUCACAUAUGUGAUAAUGCUGAUUGUUUUCAAUUGAACUGUUGUCAUCAAGUAGUCGAGAAUUCAAAGUUGUAAUUGUACGUAUUGUAAAAUAUAAACAAAAUGAUUGCGUGUAUAUAAACAUAUUCAAGCGUUGUAUAUAGAUUGCAGAGUAUCCACAUCGAUAGUGCUGUAUGUGUGUUACUCCCAAUAAGUAGCCUGUGCAUCCAGCGUUGAGCAGAUACAGCAAGCGCUGCUUGUUAAUUUCCGACAUCAUAACACGUUUUGAGGGGAUUUGAGUGAAAGUGCCCACGCUUCCAUUGGUGUGCAUGCAGAUAAUCAAACAAAACGAUGUCAAAUCACCUCGUCAAUCUUUGUCGGUGAUUGACACACGCACAUUUUGUUUCUUUCGUGGAGAAAAGCAUUCCGUGUCACUAUUGACAGCUGCCUCCUAAAACAGGCCCAUGUUCUUUCAGUCUCUGUUGAGCAAUUCAUUUGCAUUCAUAUGAAGAUACACCACCCAAAAAUCGUCAAUGCGUGCAUUUGGAAAUAUAAACGUGCAUUUAGCGACCUGGUCAUUGCACCCACCUCAAGUGAAAAUGUUAAAUGGACAAAGUACACUUUUGCCGUUUUGACAGCUUCCCCUCUCAUGAGAAGAUUUGUCUGGGGCACAUUUGUAGCAUCGUUUAUUUUCCAGAUAUCCCGAUUAAGAUUUGGGAGGUCAGAGGUCGGUGGCCUUCGAUGAGGGGGCGGGGGUUGGUGUCUUGCUCGCACCCUCACUUCAUGUGUACCCCAAACAUAUUUCAUGAGAUCUAGAACAUGCUCCAUCCAUCCAUUUGAUUUUUAUUUUCCAUGGGUCUUGUCCAACCCCAUUUAAUGAGGACCGUCCAUAAAGUGAAGUUGUAAACUAUAUUUAUUAUUCAACUGUAUUUAGAAAAAAAAAAGCAAAGCUCUGAUUGAGUAUAUAUAUUUUUUGUAUAGCGUUGUGUUUGGUCUGUUUCAGAUCAUUUCAGUUUUUUUUUGUUCUAUUUGUCGUUCCUUGUUAUUUAAUAUCUAGUGGUUUUCUUUUUUUGUGUGUGUUUUACAAUACAGUAUAUAUACAGUUAGGUUCAGAUGAAGAUUUCUUUUUUCCUCAUUCCACCACCUCAGUGGAUUAAAAAAAAAUCACUAAUAUGUUAUUGGAAAGUGUAGAUUUUCAGAUAUAAUUCACAGUGUUUCAGGAAAAAAAAUGGCAUCCACUUACUACUUUGUAGGAAUGAAUUCCGGGAUUGCUGUGUUUACAAUUUGUCAAGAAUCAACAUACAGUACUUCUGAGGCCCUGAAAAUAGAUAGUUUGGAUGAAAUGAUAAAUGCCCUAUUUUUAUGGAACCCCUUGAAUCAAACUAAAAGUAUGCACAGUAUGAAUGCUUCUGGACCGACGGUAUUGAUUGGAGUCCUCUGUGGUACAGUUGACCUCAGAUCCAUGCAAAGAGUACCAAAAAAAAAAAAAAAGAUUGCACAAUACACCUUAACAUCUUACUUGGAAAGUGCCGCAAGACACUCUAAGUGUGGUCGGCAACUGAUAAACUUACCCUGCAUUAUUAAAAAUCCAUUGACAAAGGCACCACCAA